Messenger RNA from Prorocentrum cordatum, 3165 nucleotides. NCBI's taxonomy places the organism in Eukaryota, Dinophyceae, Prorocentrales, Prorocentraceae. The record is from the annotation of a GenBank genome assembly.
AUGGACCAAAACACCCAGCUCAACAUGUUCAAUUCGCUCAGGCAUAUUUCGGAGAGGUUCCCGAACAUGCAUGGAAAUGAGUUACAGCACAGGGUGUUCAGGGACUACGUGAUCUCGCAGCAGGACGUGACUCUCCGCCUCAUCGACGAGCAGGGGGAGGAGACGCUGACCCGGCACAGGGUGAACAAGCGCGACCAUCAGGCGGUGAGGGAGCAGUACGUUCAGAAUGUGUUGACCCAGGGCGUGGUGGUUGGCUGGUCAGAGCAUACCCGCAAGAACCACUUGACAUCGAGGGGGUGCGCUGCCAUCGGGAAAUCGUGGGAUAAGUGCUACGAGGAAUUUCUCAAUGAGAACUUCACUGGGCUCUUCAAAAAGUACAACCACUUCAAGUGCGCGAAGAUCUUCCUGCGCGGCAUGGAGAAGCUCAGCAUCAUGCAGGCCUACAUCCAAGAUUGUAAUGCGAAGGUCAACUUCGCGAAUCCCAAGUUCUCCGUGGAAGGGACCCUGGUAAUCAACCGCGACGUGUACGUCGCGAUCUACGAGGGCUUCGUGGACACCGUGCCCGCGGAUCACUUGAAGGUGAUGCUGCUGGAGGCCCUGAAGUUCGUCGUUCCGAUCGCGGAUGCGGGCGACAGCGUCGACGAGGAUGCUCGCUGGGUGUUUGAAGGUGGAGCGAAGCCAGAUGCCUUGAAAGCUCUUAAAUGCCCAAUGGGAGGCUCUGUGGUUUUCAAAAGUGGCCAGAAGUCGCAUCAGAAGGAGAUGAGGAAGAAAGAGGAGAAGGGCAGCAAGGGCCAGGGCAAGGGCAAGGGAAAGAAAGGUAAAAAGAACAAGGGCGAUGGCAAGACAGUGAAGAGGUCGUCGCCAGUGAAGCCAGGCGCAGCCAAGGGUCUGAAAAAGUCGAUCGCCAAGAUGCUAUCGAGCCCGAAGUCCCCUUCAAAGAAGAAUAAGAAGGCCGAGGCGCCGGAGGCACAGGGCUCAGCUCAGGGCUCCAGCUCAGCCGAUGCUCCGCCGCCUCAGCCCGACGUGGGCAAGGGCAGGGGCAGGGGCAGGGGCAGGGGCAACAGCGGAAAGGGUGAGGCCCCACCCGCCGAGGCCGUGGACAUGACGGAGUCUUGGGAGACAACCGCCGCCAUCAUUCCGAGGACGCCUCCGGCGCGUCCUGACCCGACCGCAUCAGAUGAUGAUGUGGCUGGUGAUGCAAUCAUCGCGCCUGUCCCUACCCCUGACGUGACAUCGCGGGAGAAGCUUUUCCUGGACGACCUCUACUCUGCAAUUUCCAGCGUGGUCCGCAAGGUUCCGGAUGAUAAGGUGAAGUUUGACAGCAUCAAGUGGGCGUACUCGCAGGGUAUCUUCUUCGGCCUGUCGAAAAAGGUGAUGGAUGGUGCUGUAGCUGCGUGUCCACAGCUCUACGGUGCAACGUUGUGGUCGCACGUUCGCGCGGCUCUGAGGUCGAAGGUUGCCGCCGAUCACGCAGGCAUUCCAGGAGUCGAUGCAGUUGCGGCAUCCAACAUCGCUACCUCGAUCAACUGUACCUUACAGAGGGUCGUGGACGAGAAAUCGGAGAUGAUAAAAAUCAAGAUGGCCGCGCUCGACCGUCUUUGGGAUGAUGCGCAGAUGGUUGCUGAUUUGUCGAUGUUCCUCCUUAAGAACGACGUGGCCAUGCCAGUCACCAUGCAGCCCGCGUUCCAGGAGAUCAAUACGGCGAUAUUCACAUCUAUUCGCAAGGAGUCUCCCAAGGAAGGUUUGGACAUUGACGCUGUCGUCAAGUCGAUGCAGAAAUACAUGAAAAACCAUGCCAUCUUCAAUCGCCGCGACCUCAUCGUGCCCGUGCUUCAUGAUCUGUUUGAGAACUGGUCUCUUUCCGUCCCGCAGCGCUUGCAGCCGAUCUUCCCGGAUGCGGUUACUAUCAAGAGCUUCUGCAGGUUCCGCGUGGAGUACGUCAUGGGAAUCUUGAACACACUUUGCACUGGCAGCACCAAGGUUGUCAAGCAUCCAUUCCUCACGCAGCUCGCCAUGAUAUCUGACAUCGUCGAGGUUGUGUCGCACGUCGACGUCCAUCUCCUGCACGACACUGACAACGCAGUCCUCGAUUGGGAGAGGUUCUGGGCGGAACUGCUGGCGACUGCAUCCCAGGAAGCUUCCACGCCAUCUACGCUGUCGGCAUUUGUCCAGAGUCGCCUGGAUUCCAUCCUGGACCACAACAAGAAGCAGAACUCUACCAAGCUCGGAGAGCAGCAGGUCGUCAACCAGCCUGGGUCACAGAAGGACGAUCAACCGACCGAGACGACCCAGGAGACGAAGGAGGCUAAGUUGAAGGAGGCGAUCCUGGCGACUCGUCAGCCCAUGGAGGCAGUGAUGACCGACAUCGUCAACAUGUGGGGCGGCCUCGCUACGGACCAUGAGGAGGAAGAGAAGAAACCAUUGGUGGAGGACCACCACCGCAUGCGCUUCCACGAGGCGUGUCUGGAGGCGAUCUCCCGGGACAUCCACAAGGCGGCGCUGGUCCUCUACACAAACACGGCAGACAACGGUCUCGACGGUGUCUACGUGGACCCAAUCUGCUGCGGGAGCGGCGCAUGGUGCGUCCAGGCAAGCCGUUCCGUUCGCAUGAACUUCAUUGGCCCCCUUAGCCUGAUACCGUCUGUGGGCUCUAUCAAGAUCGCUGAGGUGGACGGCAUGGGAGUCUACGUGCGCUGCAAGAUCAACAUUUCGCCAAACAAGGGAGGCGCCUACAUCAACGAAUACGUCGCGCCAGCCUGGUUGGUGCGGCCAGUGAAGGCGACGUGCGACGGGGAGCCCGUGGAGGUGCCUACAAUGAGCAUCGCGCACAAGACUAUUCAGGUCGAUGUCAAGUACUCCAAAGCAAUGCUCUCACCUCCUUUGUCGGUGAAGAUCCCUGUUAAGCUCUUCUACAUGACAGUACUUCCAGGCUUCUAUGACAAGUGCGUCGAGCUGACGCGGCCGUGGAUCGACGAGGAGGUGCGUGAGACUACCGCGAACAUGAAGACGUUCAAGGCGAGCGAUCUCUCCCGGAAGGCCCUCUUGCUCAAGGCCAGGGCCGCCGAGGCGGCAGCGAAUGGUGCAGAGGACGAGGCCAACAACGCCAGGCUUGAGAAGAGGAAGAGGGAGGAGUGGACUGAUGUUGCUAAGCAUCUGUUGGGAUGA